AUGGUGGAUACUGUAACAGAAAAUUGUUGCUGGAUUAGGCGUAAAUGAAGAUAAAGAGGGGGGAGCAGGAUGUAUACUCUGCUGUCUGGACUCUAUAAAUACAUGUUCCAGAGGGAUGAGUACUGCAUCUUGAUCCUUGGUUUGGACAAUGCUGGUAAAACCACCUUCCUUGAACAAACUAAAACUCGAUUUAACAAGAACUACAAAGGGAUGAGUUUGUCCAAAAUCACAACCACUGUAGGCUUAAACAUUGGUACUAUUGAUGUUGGCAAAACUCGGCUGAUGUUCUGGGAUCUUGGCGGACAGGAGGAGCUACAGUCUCUUUGGGACAAGUAUUACGCUGAAUCUCAUGGAGUGAUCUAUGUUAUUGACUCCACUGAUGAAGAGAGGCUCUCAGAAUCGAAAAGAGCUUUUGAGAAGAUGAUUACCAGUGAAGCUCUGGAAGGAGUUCCCAUUCUGGUGUUAGCUAACAAGCAGGAUGUAGAGACUUGUCUGUCAAUACCUGACAUCAAGACAGCGUUUAGUGACUGCAUUAACAAAAUUGGGAAGAGAGACUGCCUGACGCAGGCCUGCUCUGCUCUUACUGGCAAAGGAGUGAACGAGGGAAUUGAAUGGAUGGUGAAGUGCGUGGUGAGGAAUAUUCACCGGCCCCCAAGGAAGAAGGACAUCACGUAAGAAAUUCCAAGUCAGCCAAGGAAUGGACAGUUUUUUCCACACAGUUUUGUGUUCUCUUUAAAGAAGGUGGUCCACUGGAUUCCUAUUACACCUGAUUCUGUCC
Molecule: messenger RNA, 778 nt
Organism: Charadrius vociferus (killdeer)
Lineage: Eukaryota; Metazoa; Chordata; Aves; Charadriiformes; Charadriidae
Gene: ARFRP1
Product: ADP-ribosylation factor related protein 1
Exons: 8
Coding region: 70-675 (201 amino acids)
Biological process (GO): intracellular protein transport; protein localization to organelle; Golgi to plasma membrane protein transport
Cellular component (GO): Golgi apparatus
Molecular function (GO): GTPase activity; GTP binding
Source: RefSeq, a predicted model, not a curated record